Dentiscutata erythropus is the source of this 429-nucleotide messenger RNA. The record is from the annotation of a GenBank genome assembly. Lineage: Eukaryota; Fungi; Glomeromycota; Glomeromycetes; Diversisporales; Gigasporaceae.
GUAAAUAGAUUAACUUUCAACCUACACAAAUUGCCACCUUCUGUAAAAGAACCUUCUUUAAUAUUUUCUGAAUCAUCUAAGCCAAAAACUGUGUGGAAAACACCGAUUUCUAAAACAUUAAAUACAGGACAAUUGGUAAACAAAGGAAUCGAAAAAAUGAAUAAUGAAUUAGAUAAUAUAGUCUUGAAGGAAAAUAUAAAGUUUGGUAAUAAAGAAGCAAGAAAGUGUAUGUCAAAAAAAGUACUACAAUAUUUGCAAAGCUUUUUUUUGGCAGAUAAUAUAGUAUCUGCAAAUCAAUACUUUUCUGAAGAUAUGUAUAUUGCUUUUAAAGACCUGGCUAUAAAUAAAGAGCUUACUUUAAAAGAAGUACUAAUGGCAAAAACUAUCAAAGGCUGGAUUGGAAGAUAUAGUGCAAGCUUUAAAAAAUAA